AUGACGGCGCCUUCAAAGCCGCGCACUAUCUAUGAAAAGAUCUUCGACUCACACCUGAUCUCAGAAGAAGAGGAUGGUACAUGUCUGAUUUAUAUUGACCGCCAUUUGGUGCAUGAGGUCACAUCGCCACAGGCCUUCGAGGGCCUUCGUAUGGCUGGUCGUCCUGUUCGUCGAACGGAUUGCACACUUGCGACAGUGGAUCACAACAUCCCAACUGAGAAUCGCAAGAACUACAAGGACACGGCAUCGUUCGUGCAGGAGAGCGACUCGCGUUUACAGUGCGUUACGCUCGAACAGAAUGUCAAGGAGUUUGGCCUCACGUUCUUCGGCCUUGCAGACAGUCGGCAGGGCAUCGUGCAUGUUAUUGGUCCCGAGCAGGGCUUCACAGUACCGGGGGCGACGCUGGUGUGUGGCGACUCACACACCUCGACUCACGGUGCAUUCGGUGUGUUGGCCUUUGGGAUCGGCACAUCCGAGGUGGAGCAUGUCCUUGCGACACAGACGCUACUGCAGAAGCGCAUGAAAAACAUCCUCAUUGAAGUGAAUGGCGACAUACCCGAGGGAGUCACGAGCAAGGAUAUCAUGCUUCACAUCAUCGGUCUCAUUGGCACUGCUGGUGGCACUGGUGGUGUGCUGGAGUUUGCUGGCUCGACGAUCCGCAGUUUGUCGAUGGAGGCCCGCAUGAGCAUGUGCAACAUGAGUAUUGAGGCUGGCGCACGUGCGGGUCUGGUGGCUCCUGACGAAAAGACACUCAACUAUCUGCGGGGACGACCCCUCGUGCCCCAAGGUGAGGAGUGGGAACGCGCAUCAAAAUACUGGCUGUCGCUCGCCAGUGACCCCGGCGCAACGUAUGACAAAAUUGUGCGCAUAGACGCGAAAGACAUUCCGCCAACGGUGACGUGGGGCACGAGUCCGCAGGACACGGUGCCGAUCACAGGGCAAGUGCCAGAUCCCAAGAAUGCACCGAACGAAGAACUUGCGAAUGAAUGGACACACUCGCUCAAAUACAUGGGACUCGAGCCCAACACGCCGGUUGAGCAGAUCAAAAUCGAUAAGGUAUUCAUUGGCUCAUGUACCAAUUCGCGCAUCGAAGAUCUUCGUGCCGCUGCACGAAUUCUUCAUGGCCGCAAGGUGUCGCCCCAUGUCCAAGCGAUGCUCGUGCCAGGCUCCGGACUGGUGAAAAAGCAGGCGGAAGCGGAAGGCCUCGAUGCGGUGUUCAAAGCCGCUGGUUUCGACUGGCGCGAAGCCGGUUGCUCCAUGUGCCUGGGCAUGAAUCCGGACCAGCUCUCACCAGGUGAGCGUUGUGCUUCGACAUCGAACAGGAACUUUGAAGGCCGCCAGGGCGCCGGAGGACGUACACAUCUUAUGAGUCCUGCGAUGGCUGCCGCUGCUGCUGUGACGGGCUACUUGACAGACGUGCGCAAGCUUACCGCUGGUGAUCUGCCCGGUUUCCCGGCGGCCACGACGCAGUACGAUCUGCCUGAGAAGGAUUCGCGCAUGUUUAUCGAGGAAGGCAUUUUGCAUGCUCCAGCCACUUCGGCGCCGCCCUCUAGUUCUGCAACACAAAACGCGUCGGCAAAUGGGGCCAACGACGAGUCCGCCAACGACAAUGAUCGUCAGGUCUAUGCCAGCGCUGGUGAUGCGUCUGAGAGUGCUUCGCAAGGUAUGCCGGCAUUCCGCGUGCUCAAAGGCAUUGCUGCUCCCAUGGAACGCUCAAAUGUGAACACGGACGUCAUUAUCCCAAAACAGUUUCUUAAGACUAUCAAGCGUACAGGUCUCGGCUCUGCACUAUUUUGGCCCUUGCGCUAUGAUGUACAAACGAACGAACCAGUCGCAGACUUUGUACUGAACAAAGAGCCAUAUACGCAAGCCAAGAUCCUCGUCGUGGCAGGCAGCAACUUUGGUUGUGGCUCAUCACGAGAGCAUGCGCCCUGGUCACUGCUGGACUUUGGCAUUCGCGCUGUAAUUGCAGAAAGCUUUGCAGACAUCUUCCGCAACAACAUGACAAAGAAUGGGCAGUUGCCGGUGGUGUUGCGGCCGGACGAGAUUCAGCGGGUGCUGAAAGAUGCAUAUGCCGGCAAGCCUAUCACAGUGGACCUUGAGCAGCAAAAAGUGAUCUGCGAAGAUGGCACAGCGUUCGGCUUCGAAGUUGCGCCAUUCACGCGACAUUGCCUGCUGCAUGGACUGGAUGACAUUGCAUUGACGCUGCAAAAAGAAAAGGAAAUCAGUGCAUUUGAGCGUAGCCGCUCGCACACGCCCUGGUUGAAUGGCGUUGUUUACGGCAAAGGCGUUUCCGCAUCGGAUGCACGUAGGUCUAAGCCAACGACUGAGUGGUAG
Molecule: messenger RNA, 2337 nt
Organism: Malassezia globosa CBS 7966
Lineage: Eukaryota; Fungi; Basidiomycota; Malasseziomycetes; Malasseziales; Malasseziaceae
Exons: 1
Coding region: 1-2337 (778 amino acids)
Biological process (GO): L-leucine biosynthetic process
Cellular component (GO): 3-isopropylmalate dehydratase complex
Molecular function (GO): 4 iron, 4 sulfur cluster binding; 3-isopropylmalate dehydratase activity
Source: RefSeq, a predicted model, not a curated record